UCCAUGAGGGCUAACAGAGUGUUCAGCAAAUGGAGUGUGUAGGGGUGACGGAUCAUUAAUCCCACUAACCAACAGGGAAUUUUUUCCCCAAUACAUUGGCUCCCUCAGGAUUUAGUAAACCUAGGUAGAGAGGUGGCUGAACUUUGUAGUCAAAGGUGGUGGAUAAAGAUGACUAUUGCACACAGUAAAUUCAUUAGUAAUCUGGACUCUUCUCUCUUUUAUACUAAAGGAGCCAUGAGGGAAGAAAACCAGUCCUCUACCCUGGGAUUCAUUCUUCUGGGAAUUUCCAGGCAGCAACAGCAGGAAAAUCUCUUCUUCAUCCUCUUCCUGUUCAUUUACCCCAGCACACUGAUUGGAAAUCUGCUCAUCAUCUUGGCCAUUCAUUCUGAUGUUCGCCUUCACAAUCCCAUGUACUUUUUCCUUGCCAAUCUCUCCUUUGUUGACAUCCUCUUCUCAUCUGUAACUGUCCCUAAGAUGCUAGCAAACCAUCUCUUGGGCAUCAAAGUCAUUUCCUUUGGAGGAUGCCUAACACAAAUGUAUUUCAUGAGUGCCCUGGCUAACACAGAUAGCUAUAUCUUGGCUGUGAUGGCAUAUGAUCGUGUGGUAGCCAUCAGCCGCCCUCUUCAUUAUACAGUAAUUAUCAGCCCGAGGUCUUGCUUUCUGCUUGUUGUUGGGUCUUGGGUGAUUGCAAAUGCCAAUACCCUCCCGCACAUUCUGCUUACAUCUAGUCUGUCCUUCUGUGGCAACCAGGAAGUGGCCAACUUCUACUGUGACAUUCCCUCUUUGCUCAAGUUGUCCUGUUCUGAUAUCCACUUUAAUGUGAAAAUGUUGUACCUAGCCACUGGUGUUUUCUGUUUGCCAUUAAUAUUUAUCAUUAUGUCCUAUAUCCGGGUCUUUUCCAUUGUCCUAUGUGUUCCAUCCACUAAGGGGAUACUCAAAGCCUUCUCAACCUGUGGCUCCCACCUCACAGUUGUUUCUUUGUAUUAUGGGACAGUGAUGGGCAUAUAUGUCCGUCCUCUGAUCAGUUACAGCCUAAAGAAUGCAGUGAUAACUAUGAUGUACACAGCAGUGACCCCAAUGUUAAAUCCGUUCAUCUACAGUCUGAGAAACCGUGACAUGAAGGCUGCCUUGGGGAAACUCUUCAGCAAGAGAAUUUCAUCAUAAC
Loxodonta africana (African savanna elephant) is the source of this 1165-nucleotide messenger RNA. Its product is annotated as olfactory receptor 1A1-like. The transcript has a single exon. Gene Ontology annotation, cellular component: plasma membrane. Gene Ontology annotation, biological process: G protein-coupled receptor signaling pathway. Gene Ontology annotation, molecular function: olfactory receptor activity; G protein-coupled receptor activity. NCBI's taxonomy places the organism in Eukaryota, Metazoa, Chordata, Mammalia, Proboscidea, Elephantidae. The coding region runs from base 169 to 1164 and encodes 331 amino acids. The record is from RefSeq and is a predicted model, not a curated record.